AUGAAUUCGAAAGCAAACGAUUCCCUCGGUCCAGACCCGGCGGACACCGUAAACUCUACCGAUAUUUUUUUGAAUGAUAAAACUACAUUGAAAAACUCAACCGCAGCAGCUGCUGUACUCAAUCGCAAUAUUUUAAAAAAUGUCACUAGCUACGGAUUCCCGUCAUAUUAUCCAGGAAAAGCCCGCGACUUGUUCGAAAGCUGCGAAAACGUGAUGCCGUUGAACUUCGACGGAAUUAAGGCGCUUUCUCUUAACAAAUUACGACCAAAAUAUGGCGAUUACGAGAUAUUGUACGCUCAUACUUUCAACGUAAGCUCAAUUAAGCCCGGUGCUUACAACUUUUCGGCACUCCUAAAGAAUAACAGAUGCGAAAAUGUUAGUAAAUCGGUUACAUUAGAUUUGGAUCCAGUUAACGGCAAUUGGAACGCUGAGGUCGGGUGUACAAGCCGACUUGUCGAUAGUCUGGCUAAUUUGCAAGUCCACAAGUGGAGAAAACCAAUUGUGUCUCGAGUAUAUGUUGACUACAAGAAACCUAACUACACAAUAACAGGAUAUCUCGACCCGAUUAAAAAAUUUGCCGGAUAUCAGCAUAUGGUAGCUAUUACAGACCGGACGACACUAGGCGGAGACAUUAAGGUGAAGUACAAAUUGCAGAAAGAAAGUGAUAGUUUUAAUAAUAGUUAUUUUAAAAAUAUCAAGUCUCGAAUUCUGUUCAAGUAUUCAGGACCCAAUUACUUAUGGAGUGCUCGAGCUAAUAUUUUGUCGCCAGCUUUAAAAGUUUGUUACUACCAACAUGUUAGUUCAAUAUUUCAAACCGGUGUUACUUUAAAUAUGAAUGUACCAAAACGUAAAGGGGUAACCAAAGUGGGAUUACGGGCAUUGAUAAAGGAUGACUGCUUAGCAAAAGUGGCAAUUUCUUCAGAGGGUGUUGUUACCUGUCAAUUAGAAAAAAGUGUCACUGACAUUCUAUCUCUAUCGUUUAGUGGUCUAUUAAAUCAUAAAUCUAAUUCUUUUGCAAUUGGUGUAGGUUUAUCAAUGGAAUAA
Molecule: messenger RNA, 1044 nt
Organism: Daktulosphaira vitifoliae (grape phylloxera)
Lineage: Eukaryota; Metazoa; Arthropoda; Insecta; Hemiptera; Phylloxeridae
Product: mitochondrial import receptor subunit TOM40 homolog 2-like
Exons: 2
Coding region: 1-1044 (347 amino acids)
Biological process (GO): protein import into mitochondrial matrix
Cellular component (GO): mitochondrial outer membrane translocase complex; mitochondrial outer membrane
Molecular function (GO): transmembrane protein transporter activity
Source: RefSeq, a predicted model, not a curated record